CAAGCGUGCUACCAUCUUCUCAGAACUGUGAAUGGAUGCCACUCGCGUAUGCGCUCGCCAGUGCUGCUCACCUAUUUAACUUCCUCGUUUCUCUGUAAUUCAGCAUCUCAUCCCCAAGUCAUCAUCUAUCUUUCUGUUUCCUAUAACCGCUGCGAAGGCUCACUACGAGCCACCUCUCCCGCGCCGGCCGCGUGCUUCCACGAUGACACAGGAUGCAAACACUCCAUGCCAUCAUAAUGCACAGCGAAUGCCAGGCUUGCACGCGACAGACAACUUCCAGCCACCUAUCCUGAGCCGAGAGUAUUCAUCCAUGUGGGAUGAUGUCGAGGUUCAGAACGAUUGGGCUAAUGCAGCCAGAGAGCAAGAGUACGCUUGUCAGCUGCAAGUCGAGCGUUCCAUUAAUUAUGAGCAACACGCUCAUAAGAACAAGAAACACAAACACGUCUCUAUAGACACUGAACGAGGGCGCCGCGCAUCUAUUGACAGAAAACAUACACGGCAUGAAUUUGUUGAUCGCGAACAAAGAGGUCGCGCGUCCAUUGACAGAAAGCGUGCACGACAUGAAUCUGUCGAUCAUGAACGAAGGGGUCGUAUGUCUCUCGAUCGACCGCAAGAACGCCCUGGAUUUAUUGAUCACGAACAAGAGCGUCGUGGAUCUGUUGACCGCGAGCGACAGCAUCGUGCUUCUAUCGACAGGAGACACGAUCGCGAGCGCAACAUGUCGAUUGGACGUCAUGGCCAUUAUGGAUCUGUUUCUAGGACGUUUCCUCGUCCACCAGUUUGUGCUGUGUCCUUCAGGCCUCCUACCACAGGCCCGCAAUCCCGUCCUUGCACAUCUGAAUAUGUGAUGGUUCCCCGUCCACCAGUGUGUGCUGUCUCCUUGAAGCAUCCUACCACACCCCAAUUCCGCCAUCGCAAAUCUGAAUCAGCGACGGUUCCUGGUUCACCAGUGUGCGCCGUCCCCUUCGAACAUCCUACCACGGGUCCAAAAUCUCGCCACCACAAUUCUGAUUCUGUAGCGUUUCCUCGUCCAUCAGUCUGCGCUGUCUCCUCCAAGCCUCCUACCCCCCAAUCUCGACAUCCUCGUCGAUCUUCGUUCAACUACGCAACUAGCCACGAUCAUUCUGAUGGACGCCAGCAUCCCGUUUAUGUUUUGCCUCCAACUGGUGCGUCUCAUAGCUUGGUGCAUGGAUUAUUCUAACUCUUUCAUCUGUGACGUCUAGCUCUAGCUCUACAGAUACAUCUACCUCCACAACAACGUAUCCGCACUGUCUCAAUGGAGGCGGUUCGUCGCCUUCCUUUCCGCGGUCCCGAGGUUUCUUCGUUUGAAAAGUCCAAGCCGUCUGGGCUAGCCCGCUUCAAUCCCUUCAACAGGCUGUGCUCGGCAACUUCGCAGAAGAUUCGCCGCAAAACUGCUGUCAGAGCAUGAUAUCCCUGGCACAUCCCUAUAUUCAUUGCUUUAGACUCAUAAUGUUCUUCCUUAACAUGGUAUAUCCAUUAGAACAUAUAAAUAUACCCUAGAUAUCUUGUUAGAUUGUACUGUGUGUAUCUACUUCCCUCGCUAUAAUCACACGGAAAUGUCUUGGCAUGUGUGUAUAUCACUUAUUUCCAUAUAAAGUAAUUC
Molecule: messenger RNA, 1624 nt
Organism: Suillus plorans
Lineage: Eukaryota; Fungi; Basidiomycota; Agaricomycetes; Boletales; Suillaceae
Exons: 3
Coding region: 203-1201 (332 amino acids)
Source: RefSeq, a predicted model, not a curated record